Molecule: messenger RNA, 1107 nt
Organism: Triticum turgidum subsp. durum (durum wheat)
Lineage: Eukaryota; Viridiplantae; Streptophyta; Magnoliopsida; Poales; Poaceae
Source: the annotation of a GenBank genome assembly
AUGGACGACUCCGCCCUGUUCAUGGAAUGGGCCAUGGACACGCUGGAGCAGGAGCACCCAGACCCGGUGGUGGUCCACGUCAACGGCGACUCCGGCGAGGCAGCCUUUCCCUCGCUUCAGGCGCUCCGUGAGCAGCGUCUCGUCUUCGAAGAGCUGAUUACGGGAGCCAAUCCGGCAAACAGCGCGAGCUCCGGCGAAACUACAGACGGUAGCGGAGGUUCAGGCAAUUUCUCGUCCCCGGCGGCCAUGGAGCACGACGUCUGGCGCCCGUCCCCGAACUCGGCCAGGUGCGCUCCGAAGCUUUGCAGGAACGGUGGGGGCACCAGCCUUCCCGUGACGAGCUGGAAUUUCUGCGCCGCCUCCGCGCUGCCGGCCAGUGACGGCACACUGGACAGCGGCAGCGCCGGGGCCGGGCCUGUCGUCCCGGAGAUGGUGUACGGGUCCCAGCCGACGAGGAGGACCGCCGCAAGGAGCCCUACCAGCACCGGACCCGUGUCGUCGGGGCCGCCGUACGCGCAGGACCAUAUCAUGGCGGAGCGGAAGCGCCGGGAGAAGAUUAACCAGCGCUUCAUCGAGCUCUCCACCGUCAUCCCCGGCCUCAAGAAGAUGGACAAGGCGACGAUCCUUUCCGACGCGACGAGGCACGUCAAGGAGCUGCAAGAGAAGAUCAAGGCCCUGGAGGCAGCCGCCGGCCGCAGCAGCAGGAGCAACGAGACCGUGGUACUCAUCAAGAAGAAGCCGCGCCACGCCGACGCCGCCCUUUCAGACCAGAACGGCUUGACCUCGUCGGCGUCAUCGGGGGCGCCUUCUGGGGGGAAUAACCCGCUGCCGGAGAUCGAGGUGCGGUUCUCGGAGACCGGCGUCAUGGUGAGGAUCCUCUGCCACGACGUCCAGGGGGUGGUGGUGAGGGUGCUGUCGGAGGUGGAAGAGGGGCUCCACCUCACCGUCACCCACGCCAAUGUCAUGCCCUUCACGGCCUGCACUGUCAUCAUAACCAUCACGGCCAAGGUGGAUGAGGGCUUCACCGUUACGGCAGAGGAGAUCGUAGGAAGACUCAACUCUGUGCUGCAAUUGCAUAGCAGCUGCACUUCUACCGAUGAAAAAUGA